AUGUCUUGUCAAUUUACUGACUUCUUGUUGCUUCUUUAUUUUCAUUUCUUUAUUUUCAUUUCUUUAUUUUCAUUUCUUUAUUUUCAUUUCUUUAUUUUCAUUUCUUUAUUUUCAUUUUUUUAUUUUAUUUUACUUCGUUCAGUACCACCUAAAAAUGAUCAUGACGAUGAUGACAUUGAAUCAAACCUCCUGCUUCCUGAAGGGGUUCCUGUUGACAGACAGAGAGCCAGAUUUAUUGUGAAGAUCUACAAAGCAGAAGGUUUACCAAAAAUGAAUACAGGAAUAAUGGCCAAUGUGAAGCGAGCAUUGACUGGGGAGGCCAGAGAUUUGGUUGACCCAUUUGUGCAAGUCAGUUUUGCUGGACGAAAGGGCAAAACCUCUGUGAGGAAAGGUGCCUAUGAACCAGUGUGGAAUGAACAGCUGGUUUUUAAUGAAAUGUUCCCACCUCUGUGUCGCAGAAUCAAGAUACAAUUACGGGAUAAUGAUAGUGUCAAUGACGAUGUGAUCGGCACACAUUUUAUUGACCUUGGAAAGAUAUCCAAUGAAGGAGAAAAAGGUUUUCUUCCUACCUAUGGCCCUACCUGGGUAAAUUUAUAUGGUUCAACACGAUACUACAGUCUCCUUAGUGAACACACAUACUUGAACGAUGGCCUCGGAGAGGGCGUCUCCUACAGAGGCCGACUUUUAAUUGCUGUUUCAGCGGAAAUCGUUGACAAUCUGGAUGCAAUAACACAAGUGGACUUAGAAAGUUGUAGUCCGCUACCAGAAACUGCUGGAGGAAAAAAAGAGGAAUACUUCUUAUUUGGUUCCAUCUUGGAAGCUACAAUGAUAGACAAGAAAGUUGGAGAAAAGCCAGUUCAUUUUGAAAUGAGUAUUGGAAAUGCUGGCAAUGUCCUGGAUGGCUACAAUUCUCCAACGAACCAAGAUGAAGAAAGCAGCGAGGAGACAGGAGAAUCGGAAGACGAGAAGUCAACAAGUAGUAACAUGGGUGAGGUACCCCAAUGGCAAAGUACAACACCUCCAGUGAAGCCCGUCACUAAAGACAGAAUUUAUUACAUUAUGCCUUACUAUGAGGAAAAACCAUGCAUGUAUGUAAAGGAAAAUUUUGAAGAUCACAGGCGCAGGAUGUAUAAUACAAACAUACUGAGCAAAAUUAUUACAAAGUUGGAAAAUGGUCUGAAUGAAGUCCAGGAAUUAAUUAAUCAGGAGUUACCAUUUCCAGAACGAAGGCUAAGGGGAGUCUUGGAGGAGCUAGGGUUGGGCUGUUCCAAGUAUGUUUCCUUAGUAAAGAGUUCAAGUGGAUGUGGUUCUCCAAACAAAACCAAAUUGGAUAAAGAGCGAUCCAAACUACUGAUCAGAGAAAUUGAUCAGAUGUCUACGAUGGCAAGAACAUUGAAAGCUACCAUCACAAAAAACAAUAUGAGAGAUAAGUUGCGGUCUUCCAUCCAAUAUUUACAGAAGUUGCAAAAUUUAGUCGAAGAGCCACAACAUGCCUUGCCUGAUGUUUUUACCUGGAUGAUCAGUGGCAGCAAGAGGGUCGCCUACCAACGUAUUCCAGUUGAAUCCAUCAUAUACUCAAUAGUUGAUGAAGAAAAGGGCAAAGAUUGUGGAAAGGUUCAGACCUUAUUUCUUAGAUUACCAGGCAAGAAAGCCAGUGGUCAAGCAGGUUGGUCCAUACAAGCUAAACUUCAGAUCUACUUGUGGUUAGGACUCUCAAAGCACAAGAAAGAUUUUCUCAGUGGCUUGCCCAAAGGCUAUGAAGAAACAAAAACGAUCAAGCAAGCCAACAGAUUAAAUGCAAUGCCACCACAGGUUCUCAACUACAAAGAGGAAACACUAAGCCCAACAUGGGACGAAAUGUUAAUUAUAAACGAACUGGUGAUGUUUGGCCAAAUGGAUCAAAUAUCUGAAGAUCCACCUGCAGUUAUUGUGGAAAUAUUUGACCAGGAUAAAGUGGGAAAGGCAGAGUUCAUUGGACGUGCAGUUGCAAAACCAAUUGUGAAAAUGUACAACGAGAAAUAUUGUAAACCAAAAUUUCCACCAAAACUUGAAUGGUGGGAUAUCUACAGAGGAUCCGAUCGGGCUGGUGAACUAUUGGCAACUUUUGAACUCCUACAGCUUGCACCAUUUGGAGAUAUGAGUGGACAAGAUUUGCCACCUAUGGAUAUGCCGGAAGCUAUGGAUUCUGAUCGAGGAACCUUGAUGCCAGUUCCAAAGGGCAUUCGUCCAAUCCUAAGCAAACACCGAGUAGAAGUUCUGUUCUGGGGCGUGAGAGAUUUGAAGAGACUGCAGUUGACACAUGUUGAUCGUCCACGCAUUGACAUUGAGUGCGCAGGACAUGUCCUGCAGUCUUCAGUAAUUGCAAAUGCUAAGAAAAAUCCAAAUUUCAGCAUACUUGUAAAAUUCUUUGAUGUUGAAUUACCAGAGAAUGAGCUAUAUUGUCCACCGAUAACAAUACGUUGUGUAGACUGCCGCAGUUUUGGGAGAUUUGUGCUUGUUGGGAGUCAUAUAAUUAAAUCUUUAUCCAAAUUCAUGUAUGUACCGACAACAAAACGAGCUAAAGAUGCCCUAAAGAAACUCUUCCCAGGAAGAGAUCUUGAUGCUGCUAAAAUUGUCACAGAAAUCUCAACAAAAGCCGAAGAUGUUGCAAUCACCAUUGAUGAGAAGCAACCACUGAUUUCUCGUGAUCAAGUUAUCACAAUCGAUGCUAUGGACAGAAAAGACCAGAAAACUGCUGAAAAUAAACGCCGCAGAAAAGCCGGAAUUGAUGAAGAGGAGCCCGAUCUAGAAAGUUUGGAUUGGUGGAGCAAAUAUUUUGUAUCUGUGGAAACCAUGAUCAGGGAUCACUAUAAGAAAGACGAUCUUGCUGGGGAAGGAGACAGCAAAGAUUCACCAACUCACAAAGUGAAACCAUCUGAAGAUACAACAGGAUAUGGAGCCAUUCCAAAUGUCAAACCCAAUUCAGAUGAUCCAGAAUACAAUGCAAAGCAUGCGAAAAAGAUGGAGAAGGAGCUGAAGAAGAUGGAGAAGAAAGAAGCCACAUCCUCCGGGAAGAUUGGCUUUCGUGCAACAGCAAAAGCUGCUUCGUUUGCUUCCAGGCUCUCGCCAAAGACGCAACGAAAGAAGGAUAGGCUGUUGAGUGCUACUUCUCAAUUGAAGGGUUUAUUCCCCAGAAAAUUUGCCCAUCAUGCCCCUGAAGGUGAGCAAUGCCCAGCAGACGAAGAAGGAACGAAUCAAAUGUCUUUGAUCACGGUUUUUCCCCAGGAACUGGAAGUCCAGCUAGAAUACAGAAACUUCACAGACUGGCUGCAUACCUUUGAACUCUACCGAGGAAAGAAGAUCAGUGGAGAUGACGCUGACGAAAGUCGUGUCGUCGGAAAAUUUAAAGGAUCUUUAAAGAUCUACAAAAUUCCGCUUCCACCUGACAUAGAAGACACAACAAUCACAGGUGGUGACCCUCAAUAUGGUCUCUUCCAAGGUUUGCCAAGCAAUGAUCCCAUCAAAGUGCUUGUGAGGGUUUAUGUCGUGAAGGCAAAUGACCUUCACCCAUCAGACAUCAAUGGCAAAGCAGACCCUUAUCUUGUGAUACGCCUUGGAAAGACUGUUAUUAAUGACAAAGAACAUUACAUAUCAAAACAAUUAAAUCCAGUUUUUGGGAAAUGUUAUGAAAUUGAAGCCACCUUUCCAGUUGAGUCCCUUCUCUCAGUGCAAGUCUAUGACUGGGAUCUUGUGGGACUAGACGAUCUGAUCGGAGAAACAAAAAUUGAUUUAGAGAACCGAUUCUACAGCCGUCAUCGAGCAACCUGUGGUAUUGCUAAGAAGUAUGAAUUGUAA
Molecule: messenger RNA, 3834 nt
Organism: Acanthosepion pharaonis
Lineage: Eukaryota; Metazoa; Mollusca; Cephalopoda; Sepiida; Sepiidae
Source: the annotation of a GenBank genome assembly